Aspergillus steynii IBT 23096 is the source of this 2038-nucleotide messenger RNA. RefSeq names its product putative translation elongation factor EF-1 subunit. Gene Ontology annotation, molecular function: GTPase activity; GTP binding. Bases 181 to 1917 code for a protein of 578 amino acids. The transcript has 5 exons. Gene Ontology annotation, biological process: translation. The record is from RefSeq and is a predicted model, not a curated record. NCBI's taxonomy places the organism in Eukaryota, Fungi, Ascomycota, Eurotiomycetes, Eurotiales, Aspergillaceae.
CCCCGGUUCCUGGCUCUCUCGUUGCCCCUCCACCCUCUCUUCUCCCCCUUCGUGGUUUAUUAAUUCGCAUUUCCUCACCCGGGCGCGGGAGAAUCCUACAUAUCUAGACCGACUUUCGUUUUCCCUCAACCCCUCCUAACCCAGCCUUGCCCCGCCUUCCGUCGUCAACAACAAUCCGCCAUGUCGCGACAUCGCGUGAAAGCCUUGAGCUACGAUGAGGAUGACUUCGAAGACGAUGGCUACGACUCGCCGGAUCCCGAGGAACAGGAGUUCCUGGAACAGUGCACAGCCGAGGUUCUCCAGCAGUUGCGGUCGGGGGAACCCUCCGUGACGGCGACUCGCGAGGAGGUCCAGGAAUCGCUGUGGCAUUAUUACAACGACAUUGAAAAGUCGGUGAAUUAUUUGAGAAGUAAGAAGGCGAAGGAAGUGAAGAAGAAGCCUGCGCCUGCGCCGACCCCCAAGGCGAAAGGAACUACGGGCCCAAGCCCCGACGACGUUGUGCUGAAUGCACAGAGCUCUGCGAAAGGCAUGAAGUCGAAACAACCUGCUUCUAAAUCAACAGGCGACAAGAAACCCCAAGGUGACCUGGCUAGUGGCAUGAGCAAUUUGGCCGUCGAAGAGAAGGUGAACAUCAAGAGCAAGAACUUGGACGUCUUGUCUGAAUACAGGAAUUCCAAGCGAAAGAAGGCCAUGAACUUCGCGGUCAUUGGUCAUGUUGAUGCCGGGAAAAGCACUCUGAUGGGGCGUCUGCUCGCCGACUUGAAAGCUAUCGACCAACGUACUCUAGACAAAUACCGACGUGAAGCGGAGAAGAUUGGGAAAGGAUCGUUUGCUCUCGCAUGGGUGCUGGAUCAGGGCACCGAAGAAAGAGCCAGGGGUGUCACUAUUGACAUUGCCACUAAUAAAUUCGAGACCGAGAAGACUGUGUUCACGAUAGUGGAUGCUCCUGGACACCGAGAUUUCGUACCCAACAUGAUUGCUGGAGCUAGCCAGGCGGAUUUCGCCGUUCUCGUCAUCGAUUCCAGUAUUGGGAAUUUCGAGUCGGGGCUGAAAGGCCAGACUAAGGAACACGCCUUGCUGGUGCGCAGUAUGGGCGUCCAGAGGAUCAUCAUCGCAGUGAACAAGAUGGACUCUGUGCAGUGGGACAAGGAACGAUUCGAAGAGAUUGAGCAGCAAGUUUCUUCGUUCCUGACUACUGCUGGGUUCCAAGCCAAGAGCAUCUCGUUUGUUCCUUGCUCUGGCAUCAGCGGCGACAAUGUCACCCGACGCAGCGAGGACCCCAACGUUUCGUGGUAUCAGGGCCGGACUUUGGUCGAUGAGCUGGAAACCACCGAGCCGAAUUCUCAUGCGCUGGAGAAGCCGUUGCGCAUGACCAUCGGCGACGUCUUCCGCGGCAGUGUGCAAAAUCCUCUUUCGAUUUCCGGCCGCUUGGAUGCUGGCAGUCUGCAAAUGGGCGACCAAAUCCUUACGAUGCCCAGCGGGGAGAAGGCGACGAUCCGCAGCCUGGAGGUGGAUGGCGAGCCCAGCGAUUGGGCUGUGGCCGGUCAGAACGUGGUCUUGAACCUUGUCAACAUCGACCCGAUUCACCUCCGUUCUGGCGACGUUAUCUGCCGGCCAUCUUCUCCGAUCUCUAACAUCACCACCUUCACCACCAAAGUGCUAGCUUUUGAUCACUUGAUGCCUAGCAUGGUCGAUAUCCACCGCGGACGUCUCCAUGUCCCGGGACGGAUCAGCAAGCUGGUGGCCACUCUAGACAAAGGGUCGGGUGCGGUGGUCAAGAAGAGACCCAAGGUCAUUGCACCGGGCACAGUGGCUCGCAUCGAGGUGGAAAUGGACCGCGCCGUGCCGUUAGAGGCGCCUACAAGGAUCGUUCUGCGGGCUGGAGGAGACACUGUGGCGGCGGGAUUAUUGGAAUGAUUAUGACAUGACAUCUCAUAUUACGAUGGUCUUUAGAAAUGGGUACAUGUACUCGUCAGAAUACACUAGUCACGAGAUAGAACUGCUUGUCUAUGAAUAUCUCAUCACGGUCAUGAUGUGC